This is a messenger RNA of Strigops habroptila (Kakapo), 1173 nucleotides long. RefSeq names its product Sp7 transcription factor (gene SP7). Bases 160 to 1173 code for a protein of 337 amino acids. Lineage: Eukaryota; Metazoa; Chordata; Aves; Psittaciformes; Psittacidae. Gene Ontology annotation, biological process: regulation of transcription by RNA polymerase II. The transcript has 2 exons. The record is from RefSeq and is a predicted model, not a curated record. Gene Ontology annotation, molecular function: DNA-binding transcription factor activity, RNA polymerase II-specific; RNA polymerase II cis-regulatory region sequence-specific DNA binding.
CAAAGCCGUGUCAGGGGCUGAGACCCCCCAAAGUCGUGUCAUGGAUGCUGAGACCUCCCCAGAGUCGUGUCAGGCCGCCGGGCGCCAUGACCGGGUGCCCCCACUGACGCCACCCCACAACCGCGCACCGCCUCGGGCUGCUCGCACCCCACCGCCGCUAUGGGUGACUCCUACACCGCCGCCUUCCCCAGCGCGCCUGGGCUGCUCUCGCCCUCCGCCAGCCCCCAGGCAUCGCCCGGGCCCUACGGCCCCGACUACGGCCCCUUCGGCCACCCCUUCCCGGCGCCCACGGGCGCGCAGGAGGUGCUGGGCGCCCCCGUGGUGGUGGCGGCCAAGGGGCACCCAUCGGGCGACUGCCUGCCGGGGGUGUACCCCUCGCUGGAGAUGCCGCAUCCCUACGGCUCCUGGUACAAGGGCGGCAUCGGCGGGGGGCUGCCGGGGGGCUCGGGGCCCGCAGCACCCUCCUGGUGGGACGUGCACCCUAACGGGGGCUGGCUGGGGGGGCCGGCGGGUGCCGAGGGGCUGCAGGGCUCGCUGCAGGCGCAGCCCACCCUCAGCCCCCCGCUUCCCGCUUACGGCUCCGAUUUCGGGGCUCUGAACCCCCCUCCUUACAGCGGUACCCCCGCGGCACCCCCCACCCCGAAACCCAACCCGGGGGACACCCCAAAGGGCCCCCGCGGCGGGUCCUUGACGGGGCGCCCGGCUUGUGAUUGCCCCAAUUGCCAAGAGCUGGAGCGCUUGGGGGGGCCGGGGGGGUCCCGUCGGAAGCCGGUUCACAGCUGCCACAUCCCGGGCUGCGGGAAGGUCUAUGGCAAAGCCUCGCACCUCAAAGCGCACCUCCGGUGGCACACGGGGGAGCGACCCUUCGUCUGCAACUGGCUCUUCUGCGGGAAGCGCUUCACCCGCUCGGACGAGCUGGAGCGACACGUCCGGACCCACACGAGGGAGAAGAAGUUCACGUGUCUCCUCUGCAGCAAACGCUUCACCCGCUCCGACCACCUCAGCAAGCACCAGAAGACCCACGCGGAGGCCGGAGCCCCCAAACCCCCCCCCGGCCCCGGCCCCGGUCCCGGCCCCGGCCCCGAGCAGCCCCCGGCUUCUCCCCGGCAACCUCCGGCUUCUCCCGGCAAAGAUACCGGUAGCCCGGAGCCCGGGAACCUGCUGGAGAUUUGA